UGCGCCGCCCGCCCACCCUGCACAGUCGCCACUUUUUCCCCUCUCCCUUAGCAUACAUACUUUGGCUCGCCCACCUCUCUUCGUCUCCUGCUUUUCCAAUUGCUCCUCACAGUCGAAGUCGUUGCUAGACGUACCCCUCGAACUGUCCCACAGCCCAUCAACUCAACCUGGUUGUCGUUGCCCACGCUCGGAUCCUGGUUGAAGCUUACCCCACCCACUGCCGCCAUACCACCACCGUCUGCCUGCUGCACACUACAACUGCCAUCAUCACUGCCAGUCCUCACCACCUACUCUGGACCUCACCAUGCCUGCUGAGCGUCGAACUUUCACCGCCGCCCGCCCGGUCAAGACGGAGCGGACCCACGAGGAGAACCAGGAGCGCGCUUACAUUGCCGCCUCGCGCCGCAGCGAUCGCAGCCUGGAGGCUCGCAUCGAGUCUGCGCGUAGAGCUUCUGAGAUUCACAAGAAGCGCACAGGCCGUGCACUGCGUGUUACUGAGCAGGAUGUCAUCAAUGAAGAAAUGUAUGAAGAAGAAGACGAUGACUUACCCACCCAGUACCAGCGCCUCAACGCGCACCUGCACACCACGUCGGUCAUGUUUAACAAGAAGCUCCAUGACUACAUUGCAACCCAGCACGGCGUGCGAAACAUGUUCAUGUCGCAGUACCAGAACCAGAGCCCCACUUUUCCUCAGUUUGGGGCUCAGUUCCCAUCCACCGCCGGCGCUUUUCCACACGCAAACAAUUGGCUGAGCCCCACCAUGCUGCCACCCCAGCAAUUCGCUCCUUCCUCCCCCCAAGGCUUUCAGCAGACUCAGUCCUUCAGCCCCACUACCACUCAGCCCCAACAGGGUUAUCGGCAGUCCCCCUAUCAUGUCCCUCAACGGACCCAGUCGCACCAGCGUGCCCUUUCGAUUCAGCUUCCCCAGGCCUCCUCGCAGUUUGAUCACUCAGCUCAGCCACCGAGCGCAACCGCCACAACUCCACAGACUGAUGUCAACCGAAGCAUGUCUCUGCCUCCUCAAGCUUUCCAGAACCAGAAUCAGUCUGCCGAGCAAUCCUCCCAACCAUCGCUGACGCACUCGCCUGCUACUCAGUCAUCUUCUCCCGCUGAUGGCUCCGUCGCCGACGCCCAGCAGCCGUCCAGCGACUCUACCAGUCCUUCUUCGUACCCCUUCAGCUCAGCAAGCUACCCUUUUAAUUCCCAGGUCUUUGGCACCAAUCCUUUAACUUUAUCCAUGCCGCCCGAGUCGCAGCAGUUCCUCGGAUCAUUCCUUGACCCCAACGAUGCACGCACCGCUACGCUUAUGGCUGGCAGUGAGAACCUGCCUCAGCCCUUUGCUCCCACCUACACCUACAAUCCUAACAAGGUGACGCGAACAUCUAAUGCUGUCAACGUUUCCGAGAGCGUUCCCGGUUCCACUCAGACACUAUCGUCUGGCCUGAACCUCAAGGUGGAAUCUCUAUCUGACGACUCAUCGGCGCUACCCACUUCCAUUUCCGAUAGCUUCUAUUCCACUGACGGUUUCCUCACUCCCGGAAACCCCGAUUACGAAUCAUUCUUUGACUUCCAAGGUGCUGGAUAUGCUCAAGCCUUUGACGACCACUCGGCCAACGACCAAGACAACGGUAACAGUCUGGUGAAUUGGGAUGAGUAGUCGCAGCAUUCACCUGCUUUUUACCUUCUUUAGCUUGCUGCCAGACCCAAGUCGUCUUCUCAUGCCGGGCAACGCCCAUUGUUUUCCUUUACAUACUUGUUUCCUUUUCACUUUUGGAGUAGCGAUUUUGGUUUUGCAAGCAAAUGAUACCUCUUACACAGUGUCGUUACGAUGUCACGA
Bipolaris sorokiniana ND90Pr is the source of this 1837-nucleotide messenger RNA. RefSeq lists its product as uncharacterized. The transcript is spliced from 2 exons. Lineage: Eukaryota; Fungi; Ascomycota; Dothideomycetes; Pleosporales; Pleosporaceae. The record is from RefSeq and is a predicted model, not a curated record. Bases 305 to 1657 code for a protein of 450 amino acids.